AUGGUACUACGAAGUUCGCAUACUGGAAGGCUGCGAUCAGAUCAAUUUUAUCGCACCACAUGGGGAAAUACCCAUCGCAGUUCAAGGGCAUGUGAGGUAUGUGAGGCAUAUUUUUCUGCUUACUCGGCACGCAGGGUUGGAUUCGCAUGCCGAUACCAAAAAUUCCAAGUGCCUAUCGGGUAUAAUAAUUUCGGAUACGCACUAUCGGACGUUGACGGGACAGUGGUCAAUGGCGGCUCAAAGAAGCCCUACGCAAAGCCUUUCGGCCCGGGUGACGUAAUUGGGUGUUACCUUAGUCUGGGAGAGCCCACCGGUGUAAUACCUGACCCAAGGAAAGACCUGAAGCUGCUAGAGCACCUGCAGACUGGAAUAUUAUGCGAUCCCAGAGAUCCGCCAGCCAUGGAGCUGAAUGCGGGAUCAUACGUCGAGUUUUCUAUCAACGGGGAAAAGUUCGGCAAGUGUGAACUCAAGGUAUGGGAUGGGUAUUACCACCCUGCCGCGGCCCUCUACAUGGGAGCCACAGUAAAAUUCAAUUUCGGGCCUGACUUUGAUUUUCCGCCGCCUGACGAUUUCAACCCGUGCCAGCAAAUGACGUUACCGGAAGUGCUCUGA
Babesia ovata is the source of this 612-nucleotide messenger RNA. Its product is annotated as spry domain containing protein, putative. The record is from RefSeq and is a predicted model, not a curated record. Gene Ontology annotation, cellular component: Set1C/COMPASS complex. Gene Ontology annotation, molecular function: protein binding; transcription cis-regulatory region binding. Bases 1 to 612 code for a protein of 203 amino acids. Lineage: Eukaryota; Apicomplexa; Aconoidasida; Piroplasmida; Babesiidae. The transcript is spliced from 5 exons.